UACAUCACUGCUAUUUGUGGCUGAUAAAUUUCUUCAUUUUGUUGGAGUUAUAAUCUCGUAUCUUGUUCAUUUUAUUUCUGAAGAACGUACAUAUUUUUAUUAGUAUUAAAAUUUUGCAAAUAUUAUGACAAUUCUACGCAUUGGAAAAAUUUUAUUUGUCAAACAAGUGCAGAUUGGUCGAAAACCACAGUAUUUUGCAUCCGAUACGAAAUAUUAUUGUUCCUAUGUUCCACAAAAUUAUGAAUUCAUUAAAGUGGAAACUGCUGGAGAAAAAAAAAAUAUUGGUUUGAUUACUUUAAACAGACCAAAAGCUUUAAAUGCUCUUUGUGAAAAAUUGAUAACUGAAUUAAAUGAUGCUAUGUUAAAAUUUGAUACUAAUAAUAAUAUCGGAGCUAUAAUAAUUACAGGCAGUGAAAAAGCAUUUGCAGCUGGUGCUGACAUUAAGGAAAUGAAGAACAAUACUUUUGCAUAUAAUAUUAGAAAUAAAUUUCUUAAUAAUUGGAACAUUUCUGAAAUAUCAAAACCAGUAAUUGCUGCUGUAAAUGGAUAUGCUUUAGGUGGAGGUUGUGAAUUAGCAAUGAUGUGUGAUAUUAUUUAUGCUGGAGAUACAGCAAAGUUUGGUCAACCUGAAAUCACUAUUGGUACCAUACCUGGUGCAGGUGGUACUCAAAGAUUAACUAGAAUAAUUGGCAAGAGUAAAGCAAUGGAAAUGGUAUUAACAGGCAAACAAAUCAACGCUGAAGAAGCAGAAAAAAAUGGUUUGGUUAGUAAAAUUUUUCCAGCAAACAAGCUUAUUGCUGAAGCAAUUAAAUUGGGUGAGAAAAUUGCUUCUCAUUCUCAAUUAAUUGUUGCUAUGGCAAAAGAAUCUGUUAAUAUUGCUUAUGAAACUACUUUAAAAGAAGGACUUCAUUUUGAAAAAAAUAUAUUCCAUGGUACAUUUGCAACGGAUGAUAGAAAGGAAGGGAUGACAGCAUUCAUUGAGAAAAGAUCACCUAAAUUCAAUAAUCAAUAAAAGGCACUUAUUGUUUUAUUUUUUUUUAAUAUACAAUUAAAUACUUAUUUUUAUAACAUUAUAUAUAUUUUUUAUAUUUGUUAAAAAAAAUGUUUUAUUAAAUAUUUUUUCUACAAAAAAAAUAGAAACGAAAUAAUGCUUGUAAAGAAUUUUUAUUUAAUCAUUACCUUUACAUCUAAUAUCAAUUCUUGAAUAUAAUACAUAUAAUUAAAGAUUCAUAUCAGGUAAAUGUAAUUCUUAUGAAAUUUUUAUAAAUUCUUGAUGUCGUAAAAGAUAUCCAAGAAUGAUAGGAACAAUAAAAUUUUACACCAACAUCAUUAUAUAAUAAAUAUCAAACUUUAUAAUAAUGUAUAUUUCAUUUGUUAUAUUAAAGUUGAAAAUCUUUUAUAAUUUUAUAUUCAGAUUUUCUCGGAGAAUCGAAAUUAUUUUAUAGUAUAAAAUGAUGUUCCCAUUUUUAUUAUAUUUUUAAAAAAUAAUCAUGAAAAUUUUUUAUUUUUAUUUGUAUUUUUUUUUGUUCUAAAGAAAUAAUUUCAUUAUUAUUAAAAUAAGCACUUUGUAUACAAUAAAUAUAUUUGAUCAAUUUUACAAAAAAAUAAUAGUAUAAAAUUGGAACGAGUUAUUUAAGAAUACUUUAUAUGUCGAUCCUCUUGCAAAACCUGUUUGACUAGCUAAUACUAACAAUAUACAUGAUGAAAGAAUUGUGCAUA
Molecule: messenger RNA, 1719 nt
Organism: Apis mellifera (honey bee)
Lineage: Eukaryota; Metazoa; Arthropoda; Insecta; Hymenoptera; Apidae
Gene: Echs1
Product: enoyl Coenzyme A hydratase, short chain, 1, mitochondrial
Exons: 7
Coding region: 125-1012 (295 amino acids)
Biological process (GO): fatty acid beta-oxidation
Cellular component (GO): mitochondrion
Molecular function (GO): enoyl-CoA hydratase activity
Source: RefSeq, a predicted model, not a curated record